This is a messenger RNA of Rattus norvegicus (Norway rat), 1265 nucleotides long. The record is from RefSeq and is a predicted model, not a curated record. Lineage: Eukaryota; Metazoa; Chordata; Mammalia; Rodentia; Muridae.
CUUGGGAGUUUGGAAGGGACGCCUCUGGCUGACAUAGGGAAAUGGGAUGAGAAGGAAUGGAACACAGAAGGGAGAGCUCCUCAGGGAGCUGCCCCGGAAUUUGGGGCGGGGUUGCAUCUGGGAGGGACCAUGGGGAGGGAGGCGGUGCGAAGUGGGAGGGACGUCCAGGUGGCCCAUUGAACUACCCUUUUGCCAUGGAGCGGAAGAGAAAAGUCCAGGACAAAGCCCUCUGGGAGACUGGGUCCCAGAGGAGAAGCUCCGUGUGGGACACCCAACACUGAGGUCAAGAACACUGCCCCACCUCGGGCAUAAAUUGAAGCUGGAGACCAGGAUUCAAGGAUCAUUAGAGAUGUCCGACUCCCUGGUGGUGUGUGACGUGGACCCGGAGCUAAAGGAAACACUGAGGAAAUUCCGUUUCCGAAAAGAGACCAACAAUGCCGCCAUCAUAAUGAAAGUGGACAAAGACCGGCAGAUGGUGGUGCUAGAAGACGAAUUCCAGAAUGUUUCCCCAGAGGAACUUAAGUUGGAGUUGCCAGAGAGACAGCCCAGGUUCGUGGUCUAUAGCUAUAAGUACGUGCAUGACGACGGCAGGGUGUCCUACCCUUUGUGUUUCAUCUUCUCCAGCCCCGUGGGCUGCAAGCCUGAACAACAGAUGAUGUACGCGGGAAGUAAAAACAGGCUGGUGCAGAUCGCGGAGCUUACAAAGGUCCUGAGGGCCCCCAUAGCACUGGAGGGGCUGAGGGAGCGAGCCAGGGGCUGGGCCCUUGGAGUCGGGGGGCUGGGAGGUGGUGGGGCUAAGUUCUAGACCCCAGAGAAAAAGGCUGGUCCCGAAUCCUUAGGUCUGAGAGGAGAGGAAUGGGCCUGGACUCCAGGGUCUGAGAAAGGAGGGAUGUGGAGGCCCGGAUUUCUGAAUUUGAAGCAGGAAGGCUUUUUGAAAAACAGAGGAGGACAACUCCUGGAUUUCUAGUAGAGACUGGGGCGCGGAUUCCUGGGUUUGAAGGAGGAUGGCUGGAAUCUGGACUCCUGAGUCCUGGGGGGGGGGGGGGUUAGGAAUCCUCUCUGGAUCAUAAUGCUAGAUUGCUCUUUAUCUAGGUGUUUGAAAUCCGCACCACAGACGACCUCACCGAGACCUGGCUUAAGGAAAAGUUAGCUUUCUUUCGUUGACGUUUGAGCCAGGGAUUUGGAAUCUUUACUUCGGAAGACUCAGACUGAUAGGAUAUGAACAUCCAAGAGCUAAAUAAAGAUUAAAAUUUCAGGAAUGUUAA